This is a messenger RNA of Symbiodinium necroappetens, 5447 nucleotides long. The record is from the annotation of a GenBank genome assembly. NCBI's taxonomy places the organism in Eukaryota, Dinophyceae, Suessiales, Symbiodiniaceae.
AUGAUGCCGAGCAGCAGACAGCGUCAGCUGGCCUUGGUUACCCAGUUGACAAGUACUCGCCUGGACCCCCGCCGCUCGCUGAGUGAACAAUUGGGAAAAUACGAAGAGCUUAUCAGGGAGUAUGAGCGGGUGGCCGGGACAAGGUACGCCGAGGAUCUGAUGAUCAGCACGCUGGUUUCUGCUGCACCGGCCGCGCUUCAGGCUCAACUUCACAUGUCGUUGGGCCCCGACACCACGUACCUGCAGGUUCGGGACAAGAUCCUCCUGUAUGAGCGGUCCACGGCGAGGUGGCAGUCGGGCACUUCUUUGGCGAUGCCCUCCCUGCACACCGGCGACACCGCUACACCUAUGGAGGUGGAUCGUGUGGAGAAGGGCGGCAAGAAGGGCAAGGGCAAGAAAGAUUGCUGGAGUGCCGGUGCCAACCCCAAGGGCAAAGGCAAAGGCAACAAAGUUCGGCAAGUGCAAGAGCAGAGCGACCCCCAGACUCCGGUGCCACCGUCCUCGGCGUCUACUACAAGCUCCACGGCACCCCCUUCGGUGAGUUCGGCCGGGCAGCACAACAAAGGAGUGCGCUUGGUGAGGAUGGUCACCCCACCAACGGCACCGAUCCUAGAGGUCUAUGAUAUGGCCAGCGACCCCGGCGACGAGAUCAACAUUGAGUAUGCCGUGCGGGCCGUGACGGUGCUAAAGUACAAAGGGGCGUGCCUCUCCCCGGGCGGCGCGGCCACGGAGGGCAAGGAGUGCGAGAUCAUUUUGGAUUCGGGGGCCGACGCCUCUAUGAUCCCCGAGUCCUUUGGCCACCUCGGGGAGGAAGAGCUUGACGCGAGUGCCCCACAGCUCGCGGAUGCGCAGGGCAACCAUAUCGCCAGCAGGGGGGUGCGAAAGUGCGAGUUCAUGUUGGAGGACGAGGCCGGCCAACGCUACCUCAUUCGGGAAAGUUGCGUUGUGGGCCCCGUCCGGUGCCCCCUGUUGGCCGUUGGGAAGCUUCUUCGCAAAGGCUGGCAGUUGAAAACUGGUGCCAGCCCUGGAGACCUUUUGCUCGAGGAGCCGUUCGGCAGGAGGACCCCAGUGGGCUAUCGUAACCACAGCCUUGUGGUGCGAGGACACGUGCGAGCGUUGACCGAGAUCCCUAGGUCGUUGCCAGCACGAGUGCCAGCCAUUGAGCUGCCCGAGGAUGUGCUGAGCAAAGUGGGCCAGGAGGGCAUGCACAGCCUGGCCAAUGGUUGGAAGAUGCACUUUUCUUCGGCAGCCACGACCCUUUUGGAUGGCCGGGACUGGUACGACGCAGACUAUUGGUGCUGCCGAACCACCUUCCUGCAGACCGAUCGCAAUAGGUGGCUGCAGGUGGAGAACAGCUCGGAUUAUUCCUAUGAGGAUAAUCCUUACGGCAUGGUCUCGCGGGAGCCGGUGGCGAGGGUCACUCUUUUCAACAUGACCCCGUUCGACGAUGCUUGCUUUCCUGGUGGCUUGGAACCCAAGGCUUCGGAACGAGGCCGCUAUGAGCCAUCGCCGGCUUCCCCACCGAGGCUGUUUCUUGGGAGGCCGGGCGACUACAUGGAGGAUGGCAGCCAGGCCGCAGACGCAGGACAAGCAAGCAGCAGCGGGCAAGUGCAGCAGCCAGCCGCGACCCAAGGCGAGCCAGAUGAGGAUGACGAGGUCAUGGGUGCACCACCGGCGGGCCUUACACAAGAGGAGCUGGAGUCCUAUAUCGGGACGUGGGCGGCCAAGGCCGCGGAGGAGGACACAGCGAGACUCCCACAUGAGGAGCGGGCGCCGGACGCAGUUCCUGAUGCCGACGCGCAGGCCCGACAUCGCCUCACCCACGUUCCUUUUGCCUCGUGGUGUGCGUCUUGUGUGAAGACACGGAGCCGGGACGACCACCACCGCCGCAAUGCUCACGACAAUGUGGUGCCGGUGGUGCAGGUGGACUUCUACUAUACCAAGGUGGACACAGAGAGCCGGCCCAACCCGGACGCACACCAGGAGUCCACCAACCUGAUUGCGGUGGACCUCCAGACUCGCAUGGUGCUUUCCGCGCCGGGGCCAGACAAGGGCCCUGGAAUGCUAAGGCAGGCCGCCGAGGAGCUCACCAGGUUUACGGUCAGCUUGCACGGGGAGGAGACCAUCACCAUGCAGUCCGACGGCGAGCCCAGCGUGAAGUCCCUGGUUAGAAGUGUGGCUGCAGCCCGGCAGCGGCUAGGGAAGCGCACCAAUCAGCGCACAACCCCUGUUGGGGACCACGCUGCCAAUGGAGCAGCUGAGCGUGCUAUCCAGACGGUGCGCCGGCUGGGAAACUGUUUUGCCGAGGCCUUUGAGGAACGAGCCGGGAAACUCAGCGUGGGGAGCCACCUUCGAGUUUGGGUGCAGGGCCACGCAGCAUUUAUUUACAAUCGUUUUCAUGUUCUUCCUGGCCUCAACAAGACCCCCUUUGAACUGGCCUACGGUGGCAAGCUGUUUGAGCAAAAGCUGUGCGAGUUCGGUGAGAUAGUGUAUGGCCGAGUUCUCCGCAAGUACAAGGGCGAGGCGCAGUGGAUUAAGGGCGUGUGGUGUGGCAUCAACCCACACAACGGCUCCCACCGCCUGAUGAGCACCUUUGGCCACAUCGAGUGCAAUGCGGUUCGGCGUGGCACCGCCGAGGUGCAGAUGACCGCGGCUGAGAUUGAGAAAGAGAUGUUUGGCCUCCCGUGGGAGCAUGGCAUUGUGGAGAAGAGGCGCCAGGCGAAGAGGAGGCAAGCUCCAACUGCCAUCGGCGCACCAGUGCUUACGGAACCUGCCGGGCUGAUUGCCCCACCUACGCCAGCUACCCCCGGGAGAGCCUCACAAGGUGUUCCAGCGACUCCGGCUUUGUCUUUGGCACCACCUACCCCUGCAGAACCUCGUCAUGGAGCAGGUGCGGGUGAUGAGGCAGGCAGUGACCCGCCAACAAGCAGUGCCGGGAGCAGCUCUGAAGACGAGCUUUUGGCCGCAGCAGAGGCCAGCCCUAGCGGAGUGAAGCGCAAGGCCGAGGGGGAGCUGGCAGCCGUGGCUAGACCCAAGCAAGCACCUGUGGCUGACAGCCACGCCCAGGGCACCAAGCGGAAGCCGGAGGACGAUGCGGAGGAGCCCGGGGACGGACCUAGCAUACGCUUGGUCGAGACAGUGGACGCAGAGUGGCACGAUGUGACCUAUGAGAUGAAGCCCGUGGUCGGCGAGAUCCUGGAGGACGGCCCCCACGGCGAGAUGGGCGAUGACAUGCCGCCCGACCUGGCCGCCCUAGAGCUUGCCGAGCUGGACGAGGCAGCAGAGAUAGCGGAGAUAGAGCGUUUGGAGCAGAUGGGCGUGUUGCUUCCAGACCGUGGCGAGCCGGCCGACCACUUGUCUACUACCUUUGCCACCACCUGGAAGAAGAAUGAUAAAGGUUGGUUUCGGCGAGCUCGUUUGGUGGCUCGCCAGUACAAAUGGGCCACCCAGAUGGAUGAGGACGAGACGUUUGCACCAGCAUCGGUGGCCGCAUUGGGCCGCCUGGUGCCAAUGAUGGCGAUGAUGUGGGGCACCCCCAUCUAUGUGCUCGACAUCAAGGACGCGUACCUCACCGUGGAGCAGCCAGAGGACGAGCCGGUGGUGAUCACGUCACCAGCCUCGUGGUACAAGCGCCACGGCACCCACAAGCAGUGGCGGCUGGGACGUGUACUCCCAGGGCAACGCCGAGGAGCACAAGAGUGGUACAGCAAGUUCAACCGCGACCUCAGGGCAAACCACCUUGAACCCAUGCUCGAGGCCCCCACGCUGUAUCGACACCUGGCUGGUCAGUUUGCUGCGCAACUUCAUGUCGACGACAUGUUGUCUUCAGGUGUUGCCGAGUUAGGUGAGCCCCUCUACGCCAACCUCAAGGAGCAGUACACAGUCAAGAUUGCAGGCCCUUUUUCCAAGCCUGGUGAUGAGUUUGAGUUUCUUAAGCGGAGGUACUGUGUCGAAGAAAAUGGGAGCAUCACUGUGAGGCCAGCUCUGCGGUUCUAUUAUGAUAUCUGGGAGCUAGCCGGCAAGCCGAAGACGAGGAGCACCCCGGGCCCACAAGAUAUGGUGUUUGGCGUGGACGACAGUGACUUGCUGGAUUCCAAGCAGGCCACCGACUUCCGCACCAUUGUGGGCAAGCUCCUCUAUAUCAGCAACGAGCGCCCGGAUGCCCAGGUGGUGAUACAAUAUUUAGCGUCGAGGGCGAGCUCCCCAACGGUGACUUCGAAGCGGGUGGUGGAACAUUUGGCCGGCUACUUUUGGGCCACCCAAGGGCAUGGCAUCAAUUUGUGCCCCUGUCGAGGACGAUCAGUGAUGCGCACCGAGGACCCGUCAGGCCCAGGGGGCGACUUGCCACCAGCCCGCAUCAAAGGGGCCAAGCACUUGGUCGAGGCAGUGUCCGAUUCGAAUUUUGCCAACGACCGGACCACCAGACGGAGCCUCAGCUCAGGACAGUUGUACGUGAAUGGGGCUUUGGCUUUCUCCUUUGUGCGAGCCCAGAAAGUUGUCACAACAAGCUCGGGGGAAGCCGAACUGGUGGCCCUCACUCAGACGGUGGGUGAAGCAGUGCUCCUUCGGAAGGCCCUUGCUUUCCUCGAGGGCGCCAGGGACGCUGAUGUGGAUCUGGUUGCCCGUACAGACAGUUCGGUGGCCAGGGCCAUAGCCGCACGAAGCGGUGUGGGCCGGGUGAAGCACCUGGCAACUUCUUGUUUGUGGUUGCAAGGCUGGGUGGCGCGAAAAGAGCUCCGGGUCGCCGCCAUCCCCACGGAGGUCAACCCAGCAGAUGUGGGGACGAAGGUACUGGCGGCGCGGAGACUGGCAAUGCUUCUGUUUAUCCUUGGCAUGGUCGGGGAAAGCGGCGAGCGAAUUGGCCGAUGCGAGUUCGAGGAGCGCGCUGCCCGACAAGGAGGCCGCCAGCGUGGUGUGAUGAGGCUGGCGCAGAUGCUUGUGGCAAUGCAGCUUCAGGGGUGCAGCGCCGAAGGCGAAGCGACAGCAGCGGCGGUUGAGAGCACUCUUGUGAAGUUUGCUUUCUUCCUGGAGUAUGUCAUGGCCAUGUUCGCAGGCAACCCCGGGAUCAUGCUGUGCAUCGUGGUUUUUGUUGUGAUCCUUGCUGCGGUGUUUGUUGGGAGCCAGUUGCAGUGGACAUUCAAGCUCGAAGUGUCCAACAACAAGGGGCUUGAGCCGGCUACGAAGGACAACGAGAACCAAACGAAGGACGACGAGAACCAAACGAAGGACCACGAGAACCAGACGAAGGACCACGAGACCCAGACGAAGGACCUCGAGAACCAGACGAAGGACCACGAGAACCAGACGAAGGACCACGAGAACCAGACGAAGGACCUCGAGAACCAGAUGAAGGACCACGAGAACCAGUUCAUGGCACAGGACAGCAGUCACGUUCAGCUAGAUUGUUGGAGCGAGGGGGCGCAACAACCAGACGUGUGGCACAAGAG